AUGAAUAAAAGUCAUCUUUAUUUAGAAAUAAAUGGUAAAUUUCUGUUAUUCGAACAGCAGAAACUGUCAAACCUCAAUAAAACUGCAAUCACAUUACUGACACAACUGUUUCAGUGUAAAUUAUUGCCUAAUGAUGUAUUGUUGAAGACAUAUUCAAAAUUGAAGUAUGUAGUAGAGCAAUCAUUUCGAUACAAUAUACAAGAGAGAUGCUAUAAGUAAUCAUGAUGAUAUUUUGGAGAAGAAGA
Molecule: messenger RNA, 245 nt
Organism: Schistosoma turkestanicum
Lineage: Eukaryota; Metazoa; Platyhelminthes; Trematoda; Strigeidida; Schistosomatidae
Source: the annotation of a GenBank genome assembly